UUUAACUGACGUUAAACAUAAUUUAGUUCGCAACAACAAUGGCGAUAAGUGUUUUAAAAUAUUGACCACAGUGUUUAACAUUUAUAUAUAAAAGAGACGUCUAAGAUGAGAAAAAUCGCAGAUAACCGUGAGGGAAUAUAUUUACUUCUAUCAAAGGGGCACAUUUUGUCUGGCUGUGAUGUUCAAAAACUUCGUGAUUCCUCCACAAUCGGAGAAUGGAGUCCUGGAAUCACCUAUGGCAACAAUCGAAAGUCAAUCUUCAUACGAGGGUUCGACACAAACCCGAUGCUUAAAUGCAGAAAAGCAAUUGAUGGAGUUGCCUGAAGAUAUACUUUAUCUAUUGUUUCGUUACUUGGAUCUUUGUUCCUUGGGACGCCUAUGCCGUGUUUGUCGGAAACUGCGUCGUCUGAUAUAUACAGAUAGUGUAUGGCUGCGAUUCACCAGACAACAGAUGGUGAUUAAAGAUCUGGGUCAUCGGCCUAAAGGCAAAUCCUGCACACCUAACUUGAAAGAACAGUACCGUGUGACUAGAAACUGGAUUAAAGGGAGGAAUCGAGAGACUGCAGUUGUGAAAUAUCGUUCAAAACAGCUUCCAUGGAUGCAUUUUGAUGACGAUUAUAAUAAAACAAUGUGGUUAUCUAUUGGCUCAUACAUAAAGUGCUAUAAAGUUCUUUCAAAUGGGCUCUUUCAUGAAAACUGUCAACGAAUGCUUGGACCAUUGCCCAGUGAUGUGACUCGAUUUGUAUUUAAAGAUUCUGUAAUUGUCACUGGAUGUAGAGAAGGGAGCGUGGUGGCUUGGGAUUGCAACACACAAGAGAAGCUGUUCCACUGUGCAAAUGUCCACAAAGAAGAUUCUCAAUGCGUGGAUUUUCAUGGUGACAUCAUUGUUUCAGGUUCUCGUGAUGCAACUAUCAAGAUUUUAAACAUGCAAGAGAAAGACAGCAAGAGACAAGUUCGAGCAACACUUCAUUCUGAAGAUCGUCUAUGGUCUGUGGCAAUGAAUCCAGAUGGAACGUCUUUUACAUCAGGAAAUGCUUGCUGUAACAGUAAAUUUCCCUUACAAGUUUGGGACUUGUACAAAGGCAUUCUCGAUUGUAGUUUGGGGAGUAAUCAUCGACAUGGAGCUGGUGUAUUGGAUAUAAAAUAUGAAACACCUUUUACUCUGCUCUCUUGUGGUUAUGAUUCUUUUGCUCGUCUCUGGGAUCUUCGUACCAACAAAUGUGAAUUAAUGUGGGAAGAACCUUUCAAUUCUGCUGUCUAUUGUGUGAAAACUCAUGGGAACUACACGAUGUUGACCGGUACUGCAAGGCAUGGUAUGACUAGGCUAUGGGACAAACGAGUUACAAAGUCAAUACAGUUUUACUAUGCUGGUCAACGAAGUAGUCCGGUGUAUUCAAUGGCUUUUAACUCUAAACAUCUUUACCUGGCUUUGGACAAAGGUGUUAGCUUGCUUGACUUCACAGUUUAUAAAUAAUAACUAGUCAAAAGGCUUUACAGUAUUACUAAUGCAUUGAAGUACAAUUUUUUAUUCUAUCAUGAACAUUGUUGAAUUAUAUAGAUAUAUAGAGCAGUGCUUUCUUUAAACUGAGACUAGUUCAAAUUUUGUUUAAUUUCUCAGCUUUUCUUUGUAAACAAAGAAUACACAUCUUAAUCUUGAAAUUUUCAGGGUAUACACUAUAACAUUAAUAAGAUUAUGUAUUAUAAUUUUGUAUUCUAAUCAGUCUUUUUUUAUUUAUUUAUUUUUUGUGUGAAUUGAAUCAGAACAGAAUGAGUUAAUUAUAUAGCUCUACCAAAUAUUGAUAGUUUUUUCGUUUUUGAUUUUUUGUGGGAAUUGAAUCAGAAUUUGCAAAUUAUAUGGCUCUAGCAAAUGUUGAUAGUUUCUCCUUUCCUCCUUCCCCAGUUGAACCCUUUGAAAGUGGUGAGACUAAUGUGGUUUGUAUUUAACUUUGAAUUUCUGUGAAUCAGUAUCUGUCUGGAACAUGUGGGCAGCGAGGGAAUUUUGGAGGAUUAUGUGGAGAAAGGCUUAGGCUAAGUGGUCAGUGUGAGAUAUGUUGACAAAAAAGAGGGGAGAUGCACAUUUCAGGUUUGCUUGAGUGGGGGAGGUGUAGUAUUUAAUUUUUCUUGCAAUCAAAUACAUUCUGCUUGUGACCAUUCCUACCUUUUUUUCUUUCCAUGACAUAGUACAUCAAGAAUUGCAUAUCUGAUGUGUCCUUAAUUUUUUUUUAAGAUGGUAAGGUAUGAUUUCAGAGAGAUUUGAUUGCUAUUUCUUGCAUGUUGGGUGACCAUGCAGAGGCUCCUUUGUUGUCUCUUUAAAUCAAAUGAUGUUUUUGUCUUCUGGUUGAUUCAUAUUAGCAUUUACUUAUAAACUGUAAUUAAUAUGAAUAUUUGGGCAUUUAUCUCAAGGUGAUAUCUUCUUUUAUAAAUUUAUCUUAUAUAUUCACUAACAUCUAUAUGAAAUAUAAGUUUCUGAAGCUAAAGUCUUUUAAACAAAGAAUACUUUAUAAUGCAUACACUCAGUGGAUACUUGAUAAAAAUCAGAUGGUUUUCUGUUUUCCUUUUCAACUUAGCCUGAAUUCUAUAAAUAACUUAAUUUUUCCAUUAUGGAAAGAAAAAAAUUAUUUCUCUGGCAGGUGUUUUGAUGCACUCUUAAGAUUUCCAAAGACCAUGUUUGUGACUUUGAUUCAAUUCCCAGUUUGAAUUGUUUUUUAUACUUCAGAUAUUUUUUUUUCUGUGGAAUAGGGCAUCACCAAGAUAUCUUAAAUCCCCUUCCCUUA
Molecule: messenger RNA, 2774 nt
Organism: Octopus sinensis (East Asian common octopus)
Lineage: Eukaryota; Metazoa; Mollusca; Cephalopoda; Octopoda; Octopodidae
Product: F-box/WD repeat-containing protein 4
Exons: 9
Coding region: 179-1474 (431 amino acids)
Biological process (GO): SCF-dependent proteasomal ubiquitin-dependent protein catabolic process
Cellular component (GO): SCF ubiquitin ligase complex
Molecular function (GO): protein binding
Source: RefSeq, a predicted model, not a curated record